AUGACAGUGAGUUUGAUAAUUGAAGAUGCUACCUAUUACGGCAAAACGCCAGCAACUCAAGUUCUUUGCGCCGGCAGAAGCGUCCUCACGGCUCAGGAUUCCUUGUUUGAGAAGUCAACAACUCUCACGAAGUGUCAGACUCCAAAUCGCAGUGUUCGACGAGUAGUAUGUGGAGAUGGCCGGGAGAGCAAGUCUGUAUCCGUGCCUGCCCCAGUUGGGACUGUGCAACGCAGCAGAGCUGACAUCAGAGCAUACCCUUCCAAGGCAAAGCAGGAGAUGAGGCUCAAAGAAUGGCCCCCAGUCGACCAGACGAGUCUAGCAUACGCUCGAAGCCUGAUAGAUUCCUCCAUUUCUCACGUGGGGUCUAGAAUACAUCUGUUGGCGCGGAUAGGCCGAAAGGCCCAUGUGAAGCGAAGAGUGUGUGGAAUUUCGUUCGGGGGCCUCGGGGCCUUUUGUGAGCCAAGCUCCUAUUGGAGGCGAGUACGAAGACACUAUAGGAUGUCGGCGGAAGGAUUGAUCGUCACAGUUACCACGGGGCAUCGUGGGCAUGUCUGGGCCAGCGUGUGCGUCGUCGUGUGUGCGUGUUGGGCGCGCGCGAGUAUUCAGUCAGAGAGAGCAAGGGGUAGAGUAAAGGAGCCAACUCUUCGACAUCCAGGCCCAAAGACAAAGUCUAUGAGCUUAGCCGGAAGGCUAGUCAGAGGCUUACAAACUCAGCCUUAA
Messenger RNA from Colletotrichum tamarilloi, 720 nucleotides. RefSeq lists its product as uncharacterized. The record is from RefSeq and is a predicted model, not a curated record. NCBI's taxonomy places the organism in Eukaryota, Fungi, Ascomycota, Sordariomycetes, Glomerellales, Glomerellaceae. The coding region runs from base 1 to 720 and encodes 239 amino acids. The transcript has a single exon.